Messenger RNA from Dromaius novaehollandiae (emu), 4413 nucleotides. It is a transcript of the gene STOX1, whose product is annotated as storkhead box 1. The transcript has 5 exons. Gene Ontology annotation, molecular function: RNA polymerase II transcription regulatory region sequence-specific DNA binding. The record is from RefSeq and is a predicted model, not a curated record. The coding region runs from base 849 to 3359 and encodes 836 amino acids. Gene Ontology annotation, cellular component: cytoplasm; nucleus. Gene Ontology annotation, biological process: regulation of transcription by RNA polymerase II. Lineage: Eukaryota; Metazoa; Chordata; Aves; Casuariiformes; Dromaiidae.
GAAGUUUUACUGCAAACUGGAGGCAGGGUUCCUCCAGCCCGGCGUGGGAUUUCCUGGCGCAGCAGGGACGGGGGGAGCAGGCAGGGCAGGGCUGGCUGCACUGCCCGUCGCAGCAGCCGUGCCGGAGCACGCUGGCGGGGGCCCUCCAGCACCGCCGAAUUUACCUGCUUUCAUCUGAACUCUUUCUCAUCUCUGGCGUCCCACCUGCGUGAUCCCAGCGGCGAGAAGCUCCCGCUCCCCAGAGCCCCGGUUCAUGCAAGCAGGGUAGCCUGGGCUGCCGUCAGAGGCUUUAUCAGCUGCAAGUACCGAACCGAGCGCCCCUGCAGCAGGUAGCUUCUGCCUGCAGCGCUUCAUGUUAGCGGUAUCGCUGCUAAUCUGGGCAGGAAAAGCAGGAGGGGGCAGACACAGCCUGCCCCCAGCACCGACAGCAGCAAACUGGGUUUCAGCCACUGGUGGCCUGGUCUGAAGCCAACUCUGCGGUGACCCGGUGACUCGUUGCAAUGUAGGCAAGGGCAGUCAAUGUUUAGGAAAAACUUGAUAGGGAGCAGGCUGGCUGGUGGGUUUUGGCGCUUUGUUGCGGGUAGCGUCGUUUCUUGGAGGAGGUGACUGGAUAUAACGUGUGUCUGGAGAGCGACACUGGGAAGCACGUUCCAACAAGCUGAGGAUUAACUGAGUUUCGUUUGUCACGAACAUGUUUGGACGCAAAGGAUGAUAGGUAGAACGAAACGCUGAGGCCGGCUGUUACAGAAAGAAAAGAAAAGACCACAGAAGGUGCCGUCACCAGCGAAGGUUUUACUAGGAUUGUUCUCAGUUGUGCGUACAGGAGGUAGCAAGCUGGAAAAAUUGACAUGUAUAAUGCAGCUGAUGUGCCCCCUGCUCUCAUGAAUCCUCUCUCCCAGUCACAGUUUGUUCCCCUGGCUGAAGCUCUUCGCUGCACCAUAUCAGACAUGAAUGCAGAUCAUGUGAGGGUUACUCAGGAAACUUUAAUGGAACAGUUAGUGAAAAAUUAUCCAGGUAUUGCAGUUCCCUCCCACAAGAUUGUAUAUAACACCCUUGGCACGCUGAUUAAAGAAAGGAAGAUCUAUCAUACGGGAGAGGGAUACUUCAUCGUGACCCCCAGCACCUACUUCAGCGCACACGACGCCACAGAAGCCAAUAAAAGGGUCCAGCUGGAGGACAGUUGCUGUUCAUCCCCUUCUGUCACUUACCUUGUAAGCAUACAGAACUGCGCAGACCUAAGGAAAGAAAACAUUCCUACGGUUUCCCCUUACAGACCCUGCCAUUGUUUCCCUGACAAGAAUAUGCUCUGUGAACAAAGACAUCGGCAGCUAAUGAACCAUGCACCUAAUGGAGGCGGUAACAGAGGCUGCAGUGAAUUGAAGCCUUCAAUUCAAAAUCAAGGCGUGUCCUCAUCGGGUGAAACCCAUUCCUGGGACACCAUCAAAUCCCUGACAUCAGUGAAAGAAAAACGGAAAUGUAAAAGGUUUGGCUUUGGCCUUUUCUGGCGAAGUGCUUCUAAAAAAGAAAAAAGUAAGAAAGACUACUCCACCUUUUCAGCCCAGUUUCCUCCCAAGGAGUGGCCAGUCAGGGACGAAGAUGACUUAGGUAAUAUUCCACGUGAUAUUGAACAUGAAAUCAUCAAGCGUAUUAACCCUAUGCUUACAGUUGAUAAUUUAAUUAAACACACAGUAUUAAUGCAGAAGUUUGAGGAGCAGAAAAAAUAUAUCAGUAAAGGUACCUCAGCUGAAGUGUCAACAGUCGGGCAAAAGCAUCUGUCAAAGGAGUGUGUUCAAAAGACACAAAGUAAAACAGAAAAGCAUGGCAAGAGAAACAAAUCAAGCAAAGAGAAGCAAAUUAGCAGAGGCAACAGGAAAUCUCAAAUACAAGAGCUAACAUCCCAAAGCGAAAAACUGGAAGAGCACCUGUCACUGCAUGUUACCAACCAACAGCCAUUUGAUAUAGCUGUGGAAUCCCAAGUCAUAUAUAAAAAACAAAUUAAGAACCCUUUUCAGGGUCUGUCGUGGAGACACAACUUUUACGUGAAAGGGCAAAAAGGUCAGAAUAACGGUCAGCUGAAGUCCAGGACUCGAAAGCAAGAAAGGGGUUUACAAAGACCAAGGUCUUUGGAUUCCUCAAAAACCUUUGAAUAUGAAGCUGAACAACUGGUUGCUGAACAGCAGGCUGACAAAGCCAAGCCAGACAAAUCACUCCAUGUUAAUAGGUCUUCCCUCCAACUAAAGAAAAACGGUUUAAGUGAAAACGUUAGUUGUCCGCAAGGCAGUACUUUGCAAAUAGAUGGCAAAUGUAAAUACGCUAUGGAGAGUAAUAUUUCUAAAAACAACAUCCGCAGACAAACAGCCAAAAAAAAUCCCGCUGCUGUUCAAAAAUCCCCUGACUCCUACACUGAAGAUAAUGUUGUGUGCAAAGAAGAUGCAAAAUAUUCAUUACAUCUGAAAGAUGAGCAUUGCAAAUACAAAGCUGAGUCUGCAUGUAAAUUACUAGAUCAAACAUCAAAUGAAUUUCAAAAUGUCAGCCUUUCAAAUUAUACAACCAGAGCUAACCUGCUAAAAAAGCCUGGUGUGAAAUACAGACAAAAGACUGAUAAAAAGAAUGAACUUGCAUUUAAAUAUGACUGUACCAGCUGCCCUGCAUCAAUGAAGCUGGAAGGUGAAGGAUUUACUGAUGACUGCCAUCUUAUGUACCAAAAAGCACAUGAUGGUAACACCUGUAGUUCAUUAUAUCUGGACAACAAUUUUGAACACAGCGAACCAGGUCACUUGCAUCCUGGCCGUGCUUUUUCAGAUAGAGAGGACUGGAAUAACGCUGUGCAAAAAGUGGAGGCAGCUAUGUCCGUAAAAAACUGGAAGGUUAAUAUUCAUCCAGCGCAGUACAACACAACUGUAAACAAAUGUGAUUCUGGAGAGUAUGAAUAUAAGGAAUGUGCUAGUCUUGCUGAAUCAACAGAUGGCUCAAAAGCGCAUCAGAAAACAGAUUUCACUAGAGAAAGUUGUUUUUGCAGUCGGGUGCUUCUGACAGUUCACAGAAAGGAAGAGGAAACUGGCCUUACUGCAUGUGUGAAGACUUCAGCUGUAACAAAUUUCUGCAAUGCUAAUGAGGCUGACUCAGAUACUGACACUUUGCAGAACUCCACCUAUGCGAUGGGAGAAGGGCUGGCAUGCUGUGCUGUGGGUCCACAGGCCAAAGAAAUGAGAAACCCUGUGGUGAAAAAGAGUCUGAUUUUUAAUAAUGCUUGUACUGUGAUUUCAGGACAGAAUCACUUAGCAGGAACAGAAAGCCACAGCAUCACAGGAGACAGUGGAAUUGACUCCCCAAGACCAAGAAUAAAGAAUCCUUUAUAAAGGUUUUCAGUCAUAAUUACAAUGACGAACUGUCUGACUUGCUCACAGCUGGCAGCAGGAUGUGCAUGUCACCUGAACUAGUGGCUUUUGCUUCCUUUUGUAUGGUAUGUGCUGCCUGCAACUAUGCAAUCUCUUUUCAGAAAAGCUUGUUGAAAAUUUGCUCCAUGGAAAAAAUGUUAGUAUGAAAUAAUAUUUUACAUGGUUACAUAUAUAAAAACUACAAAACUGUUAAUGUAAUCUGAAGUAGGAAAUUUUCACCUAAACUGGCAAAAAUGUAAGUUAAAAUGUUGGGAGGGAGAAAUUAUACCCAUUUUUUAAAUAGCAUUAUAUGUUCUCAGGAACAAAAAUUAUUGAUAUGUAAGCAUAAUUAAGCCACUCGAGUUCCCAUUAGACAUGUAUUAUCAUCUUGAGAAACUAGUAUAUGAAGGAAUGGAUCAUGUACUAUAUUUUUAAAAGAAAUGCCACACUUUUUUUCUUCUUGCACUGGGAACAUAGAGCUUCUGACUGUGCAUUCUUUCAGCAUGCUUCUAGUUUGUUACUUGAAUAUGGAUGCCUGAAAUCUUUUGGACACUCUUUAGCAAAAAAAAAAAUUCAAAGGAUUGUUUUGUUUGUUUGUUUGUACUUACAAUGUCUGUGAUACUAGAAUCUAAGCCAAUUCUGUUUAUUUCUAGAACACAAAAGUCUGACAUCUAAUAAUUCUGCUAUUUUAGAUAGACUGAAAAGAUGACAAAGCUUCCUGCAAAAUGUUGAAAGCAUAAGUAGUAAUGCAAAGGGUGGAAGGCUACUUGCAAAAAAUUCCUUGCUGCUGACUCUAGUCAUGUUUGAUUACUUUUUCUAACUCAGCUUUGUAAACUCUCCCUUUGUAACAGCAUUUACAGUACUGUAAAUGCUAUCAGUCUCAUCUGUGAGGCUGUCCCUAAAUUCAAAGCUGUUUGUGCAAACUUUCAUCUGUGGUAUUUUGAGUUCUGCUGUGUAUUCCUGUUGCUCUCAUAUUUCAGUGCUUUUUGUGACUGUUUCUAAUAAAAAUAAAGACUGAUAUACUUCAUUCAAAUCA